This is a messenger RNA of Oncorhynchus gorbuscha (pink salmon), 4068 nucleotides long. RefSeq names its product E3 ubiquitin-protein ligase CBL-like. Gene Ontology annotation, molecular function: calcium ion binding; receptor tyrosine kinase binding; SH3 domain binding. NCBI's taxonomy places the organism in Eukaryota, Metazoa, Chordata, Actinopteri, Salmoniformes, Salmonidae. Gene Ontology annotation, biological process: cell surface receptor signaling pathway; negative regulation of epidermal growth factor-activated receptor activity. The record is from RefSeq and is a predicted model, not a curated record. The coding region runs from base 814 to 2913 and encodes 699 amino acids. Gene Ontology annotation, cellular component: plasma membrane; membrane raft. The transcript is spliced from 12 exons.
GAGAGAGAGAGAGAGAGAGAGGGACCAGCCAGAGUCAGAUUGAGACAUAAAAAAAAAAUUAUGUUGUGCUGCAAAGAGAGCCUGGGGUCUAUAUCUGAGACACCAUUUGUAUGUUGUAGAUGAAAUCAGAGAGCGUUAUGCCACUUGGGGGGAGAGAUAGUGCCUGGGUACGAGAGCGUAAAAUGUUGCCUAAGAAGGGGUGGAGAGAACAGGGCAGGAGAGGUGUUGAGAUUGUUUAAGAAAGGGUGAGUGGUUAUUUGUCUGUCUUGUUCUGCCCUCCCUUGCUCUCUCUCUCUCUUUCAGAGUUUCCUCUUUACACUUACUCUUUACAAAAUGAACUGGAAAGAGACUGUUCCUAAAAAAUAUUGGCUACUUCUGAAAAACUGACCAAAGAAAUUGAGGAUUUAUGAAUUGAGGACUUGAUGAAUGUAGGCUUGAAAACAAACAUUUUUGAGAGAUUAUUUGUUUGCGCUUUUCUGGACAAGACGUUUCCCCUCCACUCUUUCUAAACCACAGCAGUUGUCUCCAUUCCUGUUGGACUAUGGUAUAUUCUGGCGCUCUGCCCCUAUCUGGGUUACCUGAUUUCAUUGGAUUAUUCUUUGGAUUACUGAGGAACACUGGUGAAGAUAUAUUGUAUAAAGUGUGCUCUUUUCAACCAAAGCUGUCAACCAUAAAGAUAGAAUGACAACAUUUACCAAACCGUCCAUGCCAGACAUCUAGACCACUCCCUCAUGCAACUGUCAUAGAUAGGGCUGCGCUGAACUGAUCCCACUCGGACUAACACACCACAACCAGGAAUCCCUCCUCAGGACAAUGGCCACGGGAGGGAACGGGCUCGGAUCUGACCGGAGCCUGACAUCCACCUCCCAGCCGCCCAGUGCCUCUGAACGGAGCCUGAAAUCCAACUACCAGCCUCCCAGUGCCUCUGAACGGAGCCUGAAAUCCAACUCCCAGCCGCCCAGUGCCUCUGACCGGAGCCUGAAAUCCAACUCCCAGCCGCCCAGUGCCUUUGAACGGAGCCUGAAAUCCACCUCCCAGCCGCCCAGUGCCUCUGAACGGAGCCUGAAAUCCAACUCCCAGCCGCCCAGUGCCUCUGACCGGCGGCAGGUGGACAAGGCCCUGAAGAGGCUGGAGAAGCUGCAUCGGCUGUGUACCAACCCCAGGCUGGGCCUGAGGAACAGCCCCCCAUACCUCCCCGAUGUGGUCUCAGAGACAGCCACGCUGCUCACCCAGGUGUGGGAGCCAUACAGGGGGCCUGCAGCUGGGGGGCAGGCCCCCCGGGGGGACGAGGGGGAGUACCUGAGGAUCCAUGCAAGACACCUGCUGGAUAAGACUAACCGGGCCGUGCUGCUGUUUAAAGAGGGGCGCGAUAAGAUGUUCGAGGAGAUGUCCAGCUACAGGAGAAACUUGACCAAGCUGUCCCUGCUCUUCAGUCACAUGCUCUGGGAGCUACGGGCCAUGUUUCCCGAGGGAAGCUUUCAAGGUGACACCUUUAGGCUGACUAAGACAGAGGCCGGAGAGUUCUGGAGGCGAGCAUUUGGAAACAAGUGUAUUGUACAGUGGAGCAGUUUUAAGCAGCAUCUCCGUAGGGUCCAUGGCUUUGAAGAGGGGAUGGAGUCCAUGGCUCUAAAGUCCACUGUAGAUCUCACCUGUAACGACCACAUCUCAGUGUUCGAGUUUGACAUCUUCACCAGUCUAUUCCAGCCCUGGAGGUCUCUUCUGAGGAACUGGAACCAGUUGGCAGUGACCCAUCCCGGCUACAUGGCCUUCCUCACCUACGACCAGGUCAAAGCCCGCCUCCAAAACUACCUGCACCAGCCCGGGAGCUACAUCUUCCGUCUGAGCUGCACUCGGAUGGGCCAGUGGGCCAUUGGUCAUGUGACUGGUGAUGGCGGCAUCGUACAGACGAUCCCCCAGAAUACACCUCUCUACCAGGCCCUCAUCCAGGGCUUCAGGGAGGGCUGCUAUCUUUACCCUGACGGACGUGAUGUGAAUCCAGACCUCACCAGUCUGUGUGAGCCAGCACAGAGAAGCAGGGUCAACGUCACAGAGGACGAGUACGAGAUGUACUGUGAGAUGGGUAGUACCUUCCAGCUGUGUAAGAUCUGUACAGAGAGAGACAAGGACACACGCAUCCAGCCCUGCGGACACCUGCUGUGCCAACCCUGCCUCACAGGGUGGCAGAAGUCGGAUGGACACACCUGCCCAUACUGUCGCUGUGACAUCAGAGGGACAGAGUCCAUCCUGGUGGAGCCUUACCUGUCUGUCAGCGAGGAAGAGGAAGAUGACCUGGAGGAUGUACAGCUAGUCAUGAAAAACCUGGCCUAUAUGAAGAGGAUGUCGUCUGAAGAGUACCAGUUCCCCAGCUCUCGCCUGGCUCCACCCCUCCCUCCCAAACACAGCACCUUCUCCCACUGCCCUUCCCCACAAGCCCCCUUACGGCCUUCCGAUAUACUGGCCAAAUACUCCCACUCUAACUCGCGUUCUGCUCACAGUGACACCCCCUCAGACAGAGCGCUCACACACCACACUGCCAGCACUAACAGAUGCCAGUGGGAGGAGCUAGCUAGUAGUGAGAAGGAGAAUUCUGGGGGGUUCAGACAACCGCCCACACUCCCAAUCUCUCACAGGUCAGCCAUGCCUGUCCCCAAUGCGACUUUCUUCAAAAAUGAGGAUUCUGUCUCAGAGCCAAACUUCCACUCCUGUUCCGUGUCCUCCCAGUCCUGUGGAGAGGGUGGAGCAGCCUGGGAAGGGGCUUCAGAUUCAGUGAAACAGAAGAAGAGGUAUAAAGAAAGGAGUGAAAGGAUGUCGGAGCUCUCGGGUUCAGCCAGAGACAGCGGGAGAGAACCACGUCCUCCUGACGCUGGGAGAAAACACAAGCACAACAUCUCUGACUCAACAAUGGAUGGAUAAUAGGAAUAAGAAAGGUUGAUUUCCACUGUUCCUGAUAAACAGCCAUUGUUAAUCUUAUGUACCUUAUGUAUAUGUAUCUUAUGUAUGCCUUAAUAUGGAGGGAGAAUAAUGACAUCAAAGUGAAUGGAGAAGGACAGACUGAUGGAGCAACUCACUGAUGCCCUCUGCUGCACAGCAAACAGAGUAAGCUGCUGCACAGCAAACAGAGUAAGCUGCUGAACAGCAAACAGAGUAAGCUGCUGCACAGCAAACAGAGUAAGCUGCUGCACAGCAAACAGAGUAAGCUGCUGCACAGCAAACAGAGUAAGCUGCUGCACAGCAAACAGAGUAAGCUGCUGCACAGCAAACAGAGUAAGCUGCUACACAGCAAACAGAGUAAGCUGCUGCACAGCAAACAGAGUAAGCUGCUGCACAGCAAACAGAGUAAGCUGCUGCACAGCAAACAGAGUAAGCUGCUGCACAGUUGCAAAAACAAGUUAAAUUCUUCCAUUGCUUGAUGUGUGUAUGUAGGGCAUUGAAAAUAUGCUACCUCAUAAUUUACCCCAUACUUAAAACAUAUUGUCCAUGAUGUAUGGCUAGUACGGUAUAUAGCCUACAUACUAUAGUUGUAUGUUAAUAUGAUCAAACAUGAAACCCAAAUAAAACUUUUGCACAUCUAUCAUACCAAUAAAAAUGUACAUAGUAAUGAAAGUGUAGUUCCUAAGACAGACAGAAGGAAGACAGUGUAACUUCAGGCUUUAUUGUGUUUGACAUGUUACACUCUGUGCUGAGUCCACUUUAGUAUCAAACUAGGAGGAGAACGAGAGAGAGAGAGGAAGAGUUUGGAGGAGUGGAGGUCUGAGAGACAGGGAGGAAGAGUUUGGAGGAGUGGAGGUCUGAGAGACAGGGAGGAAGAGUUUGGAGGAGUGGAGGUAUGAGAGACAGGGAGGAGGAGUGGAGGUCUGAGAGACAGGGAGGAAAGCAGCUAGUGGUGUUACAUGUUGGCCUUCAUGGUCUCAUCGAUCCAGGGGAGGAACUCACACACUUUGACAUAGACUCCGGGGUAUCCGGGCACAGCACAGCCCUGACCCCAGGACACCAGGCCAUGAACCUCACCCAAACACACUAGACCACUGCCAGAGUCCCCCUGAGAGAGAGAGAGAGAGAGAGAGAGAG